Molecule: messenger RNA, 1759 nt
Organism: Siniperca chuatsi (mandarin fish)
Lineage: Eukaryota; Metazoa; Chordata; Actinopteri; Centrarchiformes; Sinipercidae
Product: rho-related GTP-binding protein RhoN-like
Exons: 5
Coding region: 238-930 (230 amino acids)
Biological process (GO): small GTPase-mediated signal transduction
Molecular function (GO): GTP binding; GTPase activity
Source: RefSeq, a predicted model, not a curated record
CGGUGUGCCUCACUUCACCGGUGGAGCAGAGGAGCUCAGCUUUGCGCAGAGCAUGUAGCCGAAACUACAUCAGACUGACUGUGGUGCUGAAGUUUUUGUCCGUUUUGGAUGUGAAGUGAUUUCUUCUUCGGGAGAAACAUUAACAACAUUUAGAGCUGCUCUUCGACACUCAACUUGUUCGGAGCUAAAUGACAAGUAGGCAGCGAAACAGAAGCACUCAGUGAUACUCGGGGCACGAUGGAGAGCAAGGGAUUACUUCGCUGUAAGAUUGUGGUGGUCGGCGAUGCGCAGUGUGGCAAGACGGCUCUCCUUCACGUUUUCGCCAAAGACUCGUACCCGGAGAAUUAUGUUCCCACGGUGUUUGAGAAUUACACAGCCAGCUUCGAGAUCGACAAACAGAGGAUCGAGCUCAACAUGUGGGACACUUCAGGUUCAGCCUACUACGACAAUGUGCGACCAUUAGCUUAUCCUGACUCAGACGCUGUACUCAUCUGCUUUGACAUCAGCCGUCCGGAAACACUGGACAGCGUGCUGAAAAAGUGGCAGGGUGAGACGCAGGAGUUCUGUCCCAAUGCCAAAGUGGUGCUGGUCGGCUGCAAGUUGGACAUGAGGACGGACCUCAAUGUCAUGAGAGAGCUUUCCAAACACAGACUCAUUCCUGUCACCCACGAACAGGGCUCUAAUUUGGCGAAGCAGAUCGGUGCUGUGGCCUACGCAGAGUGCACCUCAAAGUAUUCAGAAAACAGCGUCCGUGAUGUUUUCCACAUCACCACCCUGUCAUCAGUGUCCCGCAUCCAUCGGCCUCAGCUCAAACGUGCUGGCUCACGUCGCGGCCUCAAGCGGGUCUCCCAGCAGCCGCCCCGGACUGAGAUUCAUGAGCACCCACCUGCCAUUAGAAAGGACCGGGCUAAAAGCUGCGUGCUCAUGUAGGACCAGAGUCUACCAGCAAUCUGACCCGUGUGUGCUGAUGGACAUGAAACCAUGCUGCACAUGAACUUAAUUUAUUGGUGAAUUCUUGUCAGAUCUUUGCACUGCAUAAAGGACAAUAUGAUGAAAACGAGAACAAAUGCUGUCCUGUGGAGUUUUUUGAGGAAUUGUUUGUCCAUCUUUAGCAAAACUCUCCUUGUUAUUUUUCUCUGUGACCAUGUUUUCAUGGAGAGUUCAUCAGGGGAGAUCAUUGUUGUGGCUAUUGUAGCUAUUUUUCUUUAACGCUUUUACUUGAACAAGCAGACAAAAAUGGUAAUGGACACAAAGGCUGGUUAACAAAUGAAACACAAACACAGAAAAAAGUGAGUAUGGAUAUUAAAGGAGAAAAUAAUCAUUUGAAAGAUCACCUUGCAGUAACAGUGCUGGCCUUGGCCUCUAUUAUGUUGUUUCCUGUUUUGAAAUGCUAUUCUCUCUUUAAGUGUUUAAGUAAAUGAAGCACAAUACGAUGCACGCUGUUCCAAGUCAUUUGUAAAUGCCAGGGAAUGACCUCUGCUGUUCCACUUCAUAUGACAAGUUGAAAAGAAAAUCUGGACAGACAAAAAAAAAAAAACUCGUGGGCUGAGAUGACACUAAUUUUCUUAAACCACAAGUGCUUUUAAUAUUGAAAACUGAAUAAUCACUCACCACAUAAUACUGAAGUGUUGUGAAAUUAAUAUUGUUCUAAUAAUCCUCACUGGGAAGGAAACUCACGGAGGGAAUAAAGGGGGGGACUGUUAUGUUGUACAUGUGAUAAUGAAAUAAAAAAACUUGCUCUGCUGAGUGUUGAAACAUC